CGCAUGCGUGGCGGCUUCCUCUUCCUUUCAGCCAUCUGAGGUCGCCAUGGCUCCUUUGAAAAAGUCCACAACCAAGGGCAGCAAGAAGAAGAAGCAGCUGCUGAAGUUCACCUUGGACUGCACACACCCUGUGGAAGAUGGCAUCAUGGAUGCUGCUAACUUUGAGCAGUUCUUGCACGAUCGCAUCAAAGUGAAUGGGAAGGUUGGCAACCUAGGUGGUGGUGUUGUCACCAUCGAAAGAAGCAAGAGCAAAAUCACAGUGACGUCAGAAGUACCAUUUUCCAAGAGGUACUUAAAAUACUUGACCAAGAAAUACCUGAAGAAGAACAGCCUGCGAGAUUGGCUGCGCGUGGUUGCCAACAGUAAGGAAAGCUAUGAAUUAAGAUAUUUCCAGAUCAACCAGGAUGAGGAGGAGGAAGAGGACGAAGAUUAAACUUUUAGAUCUGGAUAUGUUUUGUAUUACCCACAAUAAACAUGGGAACUCA
This is a messenger RNA of Bufo gargarizans (Asiatic toad), 485 nucleotides long. RefSeq names its product ribosomal protein L22 (gene RPL22). The transcript is spliced from 4 exons. The record is from RefSeq and is a predicted model, not a curated record. Gene Ontology annotation, molecular function: structural constituent of ribosome; RNA binding. Gene Ontology annotation, biological process: cytoplasmic translation. Gene Ontology annotation, cellular component: ribosome. Lineage: Eukaryota; Metazoa; Chordata; Amphibia; Anura; Bufonidae. The coding region runs from base 47 to 433 and encodes 128 amino acids.